AUCCAAACACCAUCCCCGGGGCUGYGCGGCCGGCGCUGCUGAGGCCCGUCUCAUGGCUUGCCGCGGCUAGGGCCCUGCUGGCGCCCGCCUGCCGACAUGCACCGAGCCGAUGCCACUGUGGAUGAUGCUGUGCUAAGGAAGAAGGAGCAGAAAGAUGUUGAGCUCGAUAAGAAAAUCCUUGCUUUGCGGAAGAAGAAUGAAGCGCUCAUACGUAGGUACCAGGAAAUAGAGGAGGACAAAAAACGAGCAGAGCAGGAGGGAAUGGCUGUUACCUCCAGGAGACCCAAGCAAGAUGGGCUCACUAUCACCAUCACCAAGGCUCACAACGACCUGAAAGAUGCAAUUACCCAGACUGAACACUAUGGACAAGAUAGCCCAGUCCUCUUGAUGGACAAAAGGGUGGUGAGCGAGAAAUGGGGGAGCCCYUGUUCUACGAGCCCCGGGCUGGACGUUGGCAGCGAGGAAGAUGAGGAGGAGGAGGAGGAAGCAGACCACAUGUUCACGUUCCGGAUGGGCAAGAGGAUGCAGCUGGCUGUUACCAUGGACAACAAAGCCAAGGGCAAGCGGAUAGUCAGUGAGAAACGCGCCGAGUGCUUCGGCGGCCCGGGCAGAGUGCCAGAGCUGAACGAAGAAGAGAUGAAUCACUUGGUGGCUUUCCGGCGGGGCAGACGGAUGCAGAUCGCCAUCACCAUGGACAAGAAGGAGAAAGCAGAGGAGCGGAGAACAGCAGAGAAGAGGAGAUCGGAGAGCAACAGGGCUCCAGAAAGUGACCAUGGACGGAAGGAGGGUGGGAAGUCAGCCCAGAAAGGCCCUGGAGACCUGAGUUUCCCCAUGAGUGGACGGGAGCGCUCGGAGUACAUGCGCUGGAAGAGGGAGCGGGAUCAGAUCGACCUGGAGCGACUGGCCCGUCACAAGAACGCCAAGGGCGAGUGGCGACGGGCUUGGGAUGUGGAGAAGUCGGAGCACAUGUUUGAAGAGGACUUUGUUAAGGAUGGGGAGCCAGCCUUGGAUAAUCCCAGCAAUAAGAAAGGGGGAAGAAGCACAAGGAAAUUCCAGCACAGGGCCUUUCCUCACGAAGGAAGAGGUGGAGGCCAGCACAGCGUGAAUGUGAGCGAUGCUGCUCCCAGAGCAGCGGCCGCCAUGGGCAGUCGGGCCAGAGGAAAGGACAGGCUGACCGGCAGAGCAAGAAGAUGGGAUGCAAAAGAAGGCGAUGACAUGUCUUUUCUGAAGGACGACCCUGACAGCCAGCAGAUCCUCAGUACGGACAAGCUGAGAGGCAGAGGUGAGGAAAGGGUGGAAGACAACUGCCCAGGAGAGCCGGAGAAGGCAAGGCAGCCAAGUCUCUCAGACCCUGAGGCCUCCUCCUCCCAGGAGCUGCCAAGCAGGAAGGUCCCAGCUGCCCGCAACAGCUGUAAGGAGGAAGCGCGAGCGGUGAAGGAACACAAGGAGGUGCCUGUGGCCACCAGUGGUGAUACUGAGCCAGGGAGCACACAGAGCGAGGAGGGCGCUGGGACCACCAGUGGUGCUGCCGGCAUCCCCUCGGAGCAGGAAGGCCUGGGCGGCACUGCAGAGACCUCGUCGUUGCCCCUCAGCUUAGAGGGGAGCACUGCUUCCGAAGGGGAAUCCUCUUCCAACAGCGCUGGGGGGAAGCUGGGCAUGGCAGCAGGAGGCAGAUGGGAGGCACGGCCCAUGCCAAAAGGAGGGGAGGAAGCAUCCCCAAACAGAGCCCUUGAGGGGCAAGCACUUGCACUGAAAGGAGGCGAAGGCACCGAAGGCACUGAGCACAGAGCAGAGCCUCUGCCCUCGAUGGCUGACAGCUCCAGCAAGACUGUUGGGUCUGAGCAGGACACAACGGAAUCACCGCCCAGUGAUGGGGACCAGGCUGAGGGGCGCAAGGACGAGGACAGCGGGGACUCUCCGAACUAGCACCGUAGGCCCUGUUCACCAGAGACAGAAGGAUUACAUACUGGAGGCGGUGGAUGAGAAGAGGAGCCUGGCCUCAUCUUCCCUCUUGCACCUCCUAUGAAAGUGGCUUUCAGCACCUGCCCUGGGCCUUUCAGCAUCCAGUCACUGCAAAUGGGAGGUGGGGGGAGGGUUCCCAAUCCAGGCUCCCCCCUUUCCUGCACCUAGUUUCAGUGCCACCCUUAGUUAAUCCAAGGUCAAAGGACAGGGCAAGCUCUAUACAGACUGCUAUCCUUCAGAGAAAACACCGCCACUUUUCUCUUGCAUUUGUUUUUCUUCUAUAGCAAAUGUGUGGCAAGCCAAUGGAAUGUCUACUGGAUGCACUUUAUUUAAUAACUAAUUCUGCUAAGAGUUAAGAUUCAGCUUUCCAGACUCCCCAACCCUUUCCUUUCCUGACUGCCAGGACCUGGCUCAGGCCAGGGGUGAUGGAAGCUAUCCCUUACUCUUGGUAGGGAACAGGUGACAAAGCAAAGGACUGGGAACAGCACCACAUAGGAGAUGGGGCUGGGAGCAGUUACACUGUAGUUCUAUAGAUGGGUGAAAAACUAGCAUUCAAAGCAGCUCUUGUACUAGGGUUUUAAGCUACUGAGGUGUUGGCAGAGAUGCUCAGUAGUCGCAGAAGUUGCGGGGCACAACGGGGAUAGAGCACUCAUGAAUUACACUGGGGGAGGCAGAGGCUUUGGACAAACACGCAUCAACCAGGCUGUUCUAUAGGUUUAGAGCUUGCUUUUCUCCUCCUGAUAGAUUUAGCAGGGCGUAAGAAGCAGAGGCUGAACUGGCACCACAAGAAAGGUCMUUUUUCCCAAGAAAGGAGGAUGGAGCAGGUACAUAGAGCUUGGCCAAGCACCAAGCUUGCUUUAUAUGAAUGGGAAGUGAGAAGAGGUGAGAAGUGAGACUUCGAGUUAGGUAGACACUUGGAGUUGGAUGUGCUGAGCAGGUCAGGGAGGGCAGCACAAACCUAAUAAGCUUCCUUCUCAACAGCCCUGUUCCAGGAAGGGGCCAGCACUGAGAGCCUGGGCAAACUGGAGUCGAAGCUGCAGGUUUCUUAGCAAAUGCUUUCACCUCUCCAGUUGUGCCUUUUGAAGCCUUGUGCUGAAAUAAAUGGAAGUAGCUCCCCUGGAAGCUGCUGCUCACAAAUUUUGACUCAGCCUUAAGAAAUUUUUCAAAGCAAGCAGUGGGAUGAGCAUUUACAAGGACAAGCAAGCAAGGGUCACAUGUCUGUGGAUCUCAGAGCAGUCUGAGACGCACAGCAAGUGAGGACCUAGCUGAAACAGUGCAACCAC
This is a messenger RNA of Nothoprocta perdicaria, 3245 nucleotides long. It is a transcript of the gene CCDC9B, whose product is annotated as coiled-coil domain containing 9B. The record is from RefSeq and is a predicted model, not a curated record. Lineage: Eukaryota; Metazoa; Chordata; Aves; Tinamiformes; Tinamidae. The transcript is spliced from 14 exons. Bases 97 to 1926 code for a protein of 609 amino acids.